Molecule: messenger RNA, 8022 nt
Organism: Alternaria atra
Lineage: Eukaryota; Fungi; Ascomycota; Dothideomycetes; Pleosporales; Pleosporaceae
Exons: 8
Coding region: 1-8022 (2673 amino acids)
Biological process (GO): positive regulation of GTPase activity; transmembrane transport; Ras protein signal transduction
Cellular component (GO): plasma membrane
Molecular function (GO): metal ion transmembrane transporter activity; guanyl-nucleotide exchange factor activity
Source: RefSeq, a predicted model, not a curated record
AUGGGCCUACGCAACAUGUUGUGGGACGAAUGGAUAGAACUCGACAACGAAUUCCUGUCUUACCACUCCCUCAAAGCGGCCAGGAUAGCUGAGAGAGGGGACAAAUGCGUUAAGACGGCUCCUGAAGCGAUGGGUGCGGCGAGGGAGUUGCUGGAGGAAUUAGUUGAUUACUUGCCACAGCGGUAUCCAACAUUGUUCCAAAAGAUGGAGAUAGGGCAGGGCAAGGGUAUGAGAAAUUUAGCGACGGGCGAGGUCUUCGAUGGGGCAAUGUGUGAGCGGAAUGGGGAAAAGGAGGAUCCGAUGGAGAUGUGUGCUAGGAUGAUUCAGGAUGAUCUUGCCAUCAUGGUUGAAAAAGAGGAUGGCCAGUACUACCUCCUAGCUGGUGCCAUCCUGCUCGCAGGAUUCUGGAGGUUGGAGGAUAACUUCAAGGAAAAGCUGGAAAAACCUAUGACCAACUUCUUCCGUAGGAUACAACCCCAAUCCCCCGUUCUCCGGAACAACUACUUCAUCCAAGUCGACGAUAAACUUGCGUGGAGCGAGAGUAUAGGGAGUGAAGAUGCGAAAGGAGAAGGGGGAAUAGGAUGGUUUACGGCAGAGAAGAAUAAAGCGGUUGAACAUCAUUGGUUCAGGAGUGAGAGGCAGAGUUUAUGGAGUCGAGUCGUCGCUGGCCAUGCUUCGUCCACGUACUCGCUGACGCCGGCAAACCUCGUCGAAUUGCUGCGCGCUGAACUAUGGGGGAGGAUGGCCCUAUCGGCAAUGCAACAGAAUGUCUUCCCUGCGCCGGGCUCCCCUGCCGAAGGGAAACGCGAUAUUUUGCCCGGGGCUGGUGUAGUUACGGCAAAACGGCGCGCUGAUGACACGCGCCGCCUGCGAAGAGUGAAGGACUCGAGGGAGCAGCUCAAGAGCAGGACGAGGGCACGCGGUACCAGCAACGCCACCAUCGACACGACGACGAGCAACUCGACCUCAGCCGGACGCAGCUACACGGUUGCGAAUGUCCAUAACGGUGUCAUAUACUUGAGACCUGUCGCCCGUCCUGGUAACCAACGAGGCCGUCAACCGGAUCCCUUCGUCUUUCCGCCCCAGACGCCGCCCGACAGCGCAACCCUCGACAAGCUUCGCCCAACCAGCAAUGAGUGGGAACAGAGUGUGUAUGGCUCGAGAACACCUCAUUCUGAACCUACACCACCGCUACCAGACCUAAAUGGGGGCAAUGCCUUCCAGCAGCAAUCCCAAGCAGAUCCCACUUCUGGACGACUCGCACAUGUGCGCUCGCAUUCAUUCUCCACCGUCGACGACCACACUGCCACCACGCUCAGCCACGAGCCGGGCACCUUCAAAGUUGUAAUCGAAAGACCCUCGCAUAUGCGACCUAAGACGGCAGACACCUUGUCAUUCCCGCUGUUGCAGGUCCCCAUCCCGCAUUACCGCUUGGGCACUCCGCGUUUCAGUACACGAGGGACCGCAGACCUGCGCAGUUCAGUCUACACCCGAACCUCAGGCGCCGAGGACUUUGCAAAUUCGCUCCUGACGCCACAGCGAGGGGUGCGGCAGUCGUUCCUGUCGUCGCGCCCGCGUUCAGACGCCUAUUCGCCCGUCCCCCACCGCUUCCGCGCCACCAUGGACCGCCCGCCUAUGCCCCCCUCAGGCCCCUCUUCAGCUCGUGUCUCGCACAUGCCUAUCAGUCCCCGACUCUACGAUGCCCUCACUACCAACCCCGACGAUCGCGCCGUCGUGCGCUUCAACGCCGAGGGCGAGAUUCUUGCAGCCACUCCUUCACGGCUUGUUGCGCAUAUAACUUCUCCAAGCUUCCUGGAUUAUGAACUUCUGUCCGACUUCUUUCUUACCUUCCGCGCCUUUCUGUGUACCCGAGACCUUGUCGCAUACCUCAUCUCUCGACUACGAUGGGCCGUCGACCGCCAAGACGACUUUGGGCGCAUCGUUCGUGUACGCACUUUCGUGGCCCUUCGCCAUUGGAUCCUGAACUACUUCGUCGACGACUUCAUGCCAUUUUACUCCCUACGAACUAAUUUCUGCGACCUUGUGAACAGCCUGUACAGCGAUCUCCGGGCCCGAGAAGAUGGAGGUGGGGGUGACAUUAAGAUUGUUGGGGAACUGAAGAAGUGCUGGAGGCGGACGUGUGCGCUAUACUGGGAGACUGAAGAUGUUAUCGGUCAGAACUUUGCUGACGACGAGCUGCUCCCAGGAGGAUACGAUGGCUCACAGGCGGCUUACGAGGAGCCCCCUCCGCUUGUUCCAGUACCCAGCACCCCUCCACGAACCAACGUCCGGGACACCAAGGAAACUAUCGGCUCAAAUCCAAGUGAUCACUUUGCUAGUCGGCAUAUGGACUGGGCGCAGAGAGCACGACAUACGCCUCAAAACUCCAUGAGCUCACCCUACAUACCAUCGCAAGAAUUCGAAACUGCGCCCGCGCAGAUACCCCUAUCGCCCGCCAGUGAGCAGAGUAUGCACGUUCUGUCAUGUUCUAUACCUAUGCGAGGUCUGAACAAACACGAUCAGGCCGUCGAGCUCCCCUUAUAUCCACAUCCAGUGCCGGUUGCCAACCCAGCCCCCACUGGUACUGCUCGCUUGACAGCUAGUCCACAACAGCCAGCGUCCAUCAAGAACGUCCACCGCCCAUCACAUGGUCACAAGCGUAGUGGGAGCUUUUCAGACGCUCUUAGAGAUAGCAGAGCCCCGCUAUCUAUUCCCAAGAACGCACCCGCAGACUAUGCCAUGUCCGCUGUCACGAAUAUGCCUGGCACGCUAGUACGCGGUGGACUCUUCCAACCCAGUUCCCCAUAUUUCGAAGUCAAAGCUAUACGUCCUUUGCGGUCUCAGUACCUACAAGAGAUCGAAGAUGCUGAAGCAAAUGAGUUCCAAAGACCAGGACAUGCUACCUCCCCAGGAAUGAAGAAGAUAUUCGGCAGUGUACGUCGCGCACUAAGCACACGGCAGCCAUUGAGCCCAAGCCCCCAAUUAGGUAGUGUUAGCCAACAGCGCCAGCCACCAUACAUGCGAGCCUCCAACCCAGGUGCAAUGUCCACAGUCUCAAUUUCAGGAGGUGUACACAAACGACGUCCUGCUCGGCCAAGACCCCAGGUGCGUAUUGAUGUUCUGGCUGCUACAGUCGCGGAGAGCUUUCGAGCUGCAGUCCAGGAGCAGCUUGAAAAUGAGAGUCAAGAACACCAUGGUCUCGAGCCUCCUGACCUUGGUGGAUUCGAGUUUGAGUUCGAUAGGCGUGGCACACCAAACCCGAACGAACACCAGAGAGGACCCGAUCCCCGCGUACAUAGCGCCAUUACUAGUGGCAGCAAAUCGAUAGUGAUUAUUGACGAUACUGGACCACCGCCCUUACCCGUCAUGUCGGAUACCCUAGCACCCGAUCUCGAGAAGGAGGCGAUAAAGUUGGACAGCCAUCAACAGGGGGACUCGAUUCACGAAUAUUCAGCUGGGGAAGCCGCUUCUUCAGUACACAACUCUGAUCUCUACGACGAUCCAGAGCCUGCCUCAGCACCACAAGAGCAGCGCGACUCGCGUAUGUCGACCCGGCGGCCUCCAACGAGACAAAGGAGAUCCAUCUCUGCAGGUCCAGAAAGGAUGCAUUCCUUCCGGCGCCGGGGCUCUACCAAGACGUCCUUGGCGCGUGCAGGUUCUCUCCGUCGACACGCAUCUUAUAACAGCGUGCUUAGCAGACAUCAAGGACCUGCGAGUAUUGCGACGUUCCAAACUAUGUCGUCAGAUAACGAUCCCUUUUUUCUCGAACGUCAGGCGGCACCUGAAGCUAGCGGGCCAGCACGUCAGCUACGUAGACGACCAGGUGGUGACCUCCGCGCUGCAGGUAACGUCCACGAUCUCGAAAUUUCGCAACGCCCACACUCCACUGGCUCAGUCUCUAACCGCACACAUUCGGUCACAAACUCGGUCAUCCUACGGUCCGAUCGUUUUAUCGAGUCGGACGCAGAAAUCCACCGUGUUGUGGAGGGACCAGCUGAAGCUGAAGUUCCAAAGAAGCCAAUUUCAUUAGUAGACACACACUCUUCGCAGCCCAACCUUAGACCUUCCUUCGAAGCUGAAGUAGCAAAACUUGCUGCUCUCCCUGACGAUACAGACGACGAGGGUGGUGUCGAGUCAGCUCUAAUGAAACUAGAAGGGCGCUAUGAGAAGAAAUCGCCUAGCAUUCCCUCCCAACGGACUACGGUUGACUUGGAUUACUAUCGCCCAACUGGAGCUUCUGAGCAAAACACCCGACCUGAUACUUAUGAACAGGAUGUUGAGCAACAUGAGCGUUCCGGAACUGAUGACGUUUUCCACCGUCCACUGGCUCCUCCAGAAGCGGACGGGCAGGGCAUGUAUCGCCUGUCUGCUGAGAACUUCAACCGCCACGUACCCGCGGUUCAGUCUGUUGGUGAGUCAACCGACUCUUACUCCUCAACACCUCUUCUCGACCGAGGCUUGAGCGAAAUUGCAACUCCUCAGCGAGGGCAUACGCUUGAAACUAUGAGGUCUUCCGCCAAGCCAUCGCCUCUGCAAUUUGCUAGCGUCUCGCCCCAGUCUGGUCGUGCCCCAGGAACAUCUUCGUCGAUGGAUUCAUCUAUUGACUAUGUGGUUGAAACAGACAGCAUGAAGCAGAUACCACCAGGUGGGACUUUGCCGACGACCUCAUACCCGCGCGAAUCGUUCCUGCUUGAUGAAGACGAAGAUCUUAGCGACAUGGGUUCCGCAGAUGGAGCCAAGUCUGGCCAUACUAGCCACGGUGUGAGGAGCUUCUUCGAUGACGAACCAGCAACACCUGAGGGGGACCCCGACAAUCUACCAACGCAUCCCAUGCGUCACCCUCCAACACCACCACUUACCGGAAACCGAUUGAAUGAUGCCUUGCCCAGCUCGACAGUCUUCGACAGAGGUCUGCCUACACCAGGUCUUACCCCAACCGUCUCUCGAGCGAACCCACAACCCGGGCAUCUUGCCGACUCUCCCGCUGACCUCGAAGGCCCCCGGCAAGAUGCAUCCCCGACCCGAACCGCACAUUUGCCGUUCGUCUUGGCUUAUGACUCCGAAGUCCUUGCCCAACAAUUUACCAUUGUCGAAAAGGACGCACUAGACGAGAUCGACUGGAAAGAGCUUAUCGAGUUGCGCUGGAAGCAGUCCUCCCCACAGAUUCGCGACUGGGUACAAUACCUCCGAACAGAAGAGGCCAGAGGCGUAGAUGUCGUCAUCGCGCGAUUCAACCUUGUCGUCAAAUGGGUUGUAUCUGAGGUCUUGCUUACGGAGGACAUUCAUGAACGUGCGCGAUGCAUCACAAAGUUUAUCCACAUCGCAACCCAUGCGCGACGAUACCGCAACUACGCCACAAUGUACCAGAUCGCGAUAGCCUUGAUAUCGAACGAUGUAUCGAGUCUCAAGAAGACAUGGGCAUUAGUUCCCGCGGCCGAAAUGCUGGUCAUGACAGAGUUGGAGGCACUUGUUCAGCCAUUGAAGAAUUUCCACAACCUGCGGCUUGAAAUGGAGACAGCCACUGUCGAUGAUGGUUGUAUUCCAUUCAUUGGUGUUUACACCCGCGACCUCAUCUACAACGCUCAAAAGCCUGCCUUCAUUGAUGCCCCACCAGUCGACGGCGAACGACUUGUAAACUUUGACCGACACCACACGGCCGCCACCAUCGUUAAGAAUCUACUCCGACUGCUCGAAGCCAGCUCCAAAUACAACUUUAACGUCGAACCACACAUACUCAGCAAAUGUCUCUGGCUAGCCGCCCUCAGUGACGAGGACAUCACACGGCGCAGCCGCCAAUCUCCACGAGCCUUUACUACGUCCACGUACCCGUCUAUCGAACGCGAACAAUCACGCACAAGGCCACAUGAACCCCACAAGGGCCCGUUUGGCCACCGUCGCAAGCAUAGUCCGAAUCUCGAAUGGCGGGAACCCUGGACGAAGGAUAGCUGGUCACAAGGGCGCGUGCUGCUUAUCGACUAUGUCGCAAAGGAACACUCGACGGAGGGCAGGCGGAAGAUUAUGGCACAGGAAUUCUGCGACAUUGACAGUUUGCGCCGUUUCUACCGCAAAGAAGACCUCUCGGCGCAAGCAGCAUUGCGUGUGAUACACGUGCAAAACGCGAGCUGGGCAACGCGCUACCUCCUCCGCAAGUUCAACAUUGACGCUACAGAUGAUCUAGUAGGCACAAACUUCGGCCGCUGGGCCAGCUACGAGAAACCUCAACAACGCGGCGGCAAACCCGUUCUCAAUGGCCGUACAUUCCGCGCUCAACGCGACCCCUGGCGUGGCAUCUCGCGCGCAGCCUUCGGAGCCGAUUACCUCAAAUCCUACGAAAGAGGCACUCGUAUUCCACGACCAAACAACAACAAGUCCAUCAUGGAGCUCAACCACUACGACGAGACGGAUCAGCCACGAUACGGACAUGACGUCUACGUACAACGAUUAAGCGUAUACGUGCAGCUUAGCGACGGCACACCAGGCCAAGCCGUCGACCCCGACAUACCAAACCCAUAUGACGAGGAAGCAUGGGAAGAGUACAUGCGGUUGAAGAAGAGUUACGGCAAUGUAGAUGCCAAUGAACACCAGGAACGAUACAUACCAAAGCUUCGCUCCCUUGACAACGGAAAUACGAUCAUCCUGUUUGAGAACUCAGUCACUGGCUCAGUCAAAGAUACCCUUAUUGGUGCUAGACAAGAGCUUGAGUCCCGUUGGAGACGUCUGUCGUUCUACUUGCCCAUGGAGGAAAACGACGAGACGUUGACAGCGGAGUGUAUGGAUUUUAUCCUUCAAGAUGUUUUCAAGGCGUUGAGCUAUAAUUGGCAAAAGUUCCUAGCUCUUUGCGAAACGCAUGUAGGGAUUCUUGAAGAUAAGAUCUACGAAAACCCCGCCGACGAAUCCCGUGCCCCCGAGCUCUGGAAAAACAGCGCGCAAUGGCUCAAAAUUGAACGCCUCAUCUACAUCCACGUCGACGUCAUCAAGGAAAUGGUUACGCAUCUUCAUGAUCUCGCUGGCGCUGAUCCAAAGGAAUCCUCAGACCAGCCUUGGUUAGGCUCCGUGCCAGACGAACUGGAUAAACUGACUGGGCAAUGGGAAAGAGAUGUUAUUCUGCCCACGACCGCUCUAUCAGACCUCAUGUAUAAGAGUGUGGGUAUUAGGGAUGCUAGACACUCUUUGCAAUUAGGCUUGAGUAUGUGGCGAUUGAGUUGGAUCACGUUCAUUUUCCUACCCCUAACCUUCACCGUUGGUUUCUUCGGCAUGAACGUAUCCACGUUUGCUGAAAACCCACCCCUGAAAUGGUGGUUCAUAGUUUCCAUCCCCGUCCUUGCUGUCGUCCUCAUCCUCUGGUACGCCGUCAAACAUAACCUUGCGACCCAACGUCAGAACCCCAUGCGUCGAGGUGUCUAUGAAGCGCUGUACCAUGAACUGGCUACUACGCAACCGUCGCUGUGGAGUAGAAGUGGUCCGCGCGACGAUGUCGUACCCGUGGGGUGGUGGGCAGGUCUUAAAUGGCAGCUCAUUACACGGUGGUUUGGCGAGGACAAAGUCAAGCUAGGGAAGACCGUGGAUGGCGUUGAAGAUUUCGGGGUCAUAGGCCGGGUCAAGAGGGCGUUGGUGAGGAGAUGGUUGGGCGAGUUGGCUGUUAUGCCGCUUCCGCAACAGUCUUCAUCUUCGUCGUCCGGGAAGCCGGGCGACUCUGACGAACGGUCGAGUAGCAGGAGUUCGGUUCGAAGUGAAGUGCAGUCUUUUACUAUCCAGCCUUUUGACGGUAAGGAGAGGGGUGCUGUGGCGGAGUUGGCAAGGGUUGCGACGCCGGUUGCGCUGGCGGAUGCGGAUCCUACGGCUGCUAGUCGGUUGCAGAGGGGUGGGAGGGGAGAGAGGAUGGGUAGUUUGAGUCCACAGGGGAGGAGGGGGAGUGCGGCGAGUAGCGAUGGUGGAGGGGUUAUGGUUGAAGAGAAGGGGGAAGUGGGGAUGAGCGCGAGUCUAGAUCGAGUGAUGGGCGGGGAAGAAAGGAGAGAACGUUGA